Molecule: messenger RNA, 2216 nt
Organism: Brassicogethes aeneus
Lineage: Eukaryota; Metazoa; Arthropoda; Insecta; Coleoptera; Nitidulidae
Source: the annotation of a GenBank genome assembly
CACGCAAGUAGACGCAGAGCCAGCGAAAACCACACAUAAACAACAAAUAAAGGGUGAAAAGAGUGCGAGUUGGAUUUUUACGCGUUUUUUCGUAACAUUUUGUGAUUUUGUGAGUGAGAGUGGUGUUUUUAAGCCAUCACACUGGCGGCCUUUCUGGAUACGCCUGCCAUUUCACCCCUGACUUUAAGGGCCGGGCUGGCUCAUGUGCCCCUGGGCUCUAACUCUAGCUACUUGCAACAUUCUACACACAAUAUAGGUCGCUGCGAGCCUACAGCAGGUAUGCUUAUACCUUGCGCGGGUUGCGAAAAACCGAUCCUGGACAAAUUCCUGCUGAACGUCCUGGAACGGACGUGGCACGCCAACUGCGUACGCUGUUUCGACUGCCAAGCCUCCCUGACGGAAAAGUGCUUCAGUCGGGAAGGAAAACUGUUUUGUCGAAGUGAUUUUUUCAGGAGAUACGGUACAAAGUGCGGCGGCUGUGGACAGGGCAUAUCACCGAGUGACUUAGUGCGAAAAGCGCGGGACAAAGUGUUUCAUUUGAAUUGUUUCACGUGUUUAGUUUGUCGAAAGCAACUGUCGACUGGCGAAGAACUGUAUGUUUUAGAUGAUAACAAAUUUAUUUGCAAAGACGAUUAUCUGAGUGGCAACAAGACGGCGGCGACGUUACCGCAUCACCAAGAGUCUAUAAUGGGUUCUGCAUCGGAAGAUGAGGAAGAUGACGACAACAGCACGGCCUCCUCUGUUUUGAAGCAUCACACGAUACACAGUACGGUACCGGCUCCAGGAGAGACGAACAACAACUCCUUGGCCCACUCCGAUAUAUCCUCUUCGAUAGGGCAGGAUUCGAAGACGGGUCAGGACGAUUCCGAAGAUCAAAAUUCCCUGGACGGGGACCCUGAAACGAGAGAUUCGCAGACGGAAAACAAAAGUCCCGACGACAGUAGCGCGGGUUCGAAACGCAGAGGGCCAAGGACGACGAUUAAGGCAAAACAGUUGGAAAUACUGAAAACGGCCUUCUCCCAAACUCCCAAGCCCACUAGGCAUAUAAGAGAGCAACUGGCGAAAGAGACUGGGUUGCCAAUGAGGGUUAUACAGGUGUGGUUUCAAAACAAAAGGUCGAAAGAGAGGCGAUUGAAACAGCUGACUUCGAUGGGCCGAGGACCAUUCUUCGGCGGGUCGAGAAAAAUGCGGGGUUUCGCCAUGAAUUUAUCACCUGGCAUGGAAGAGGGACCAGGUUUUCCGUACUUUGCUGCCGAUGGUAAAUUCGAGUUCGGUUACGGAGGCCCACCGUUCCACCCACACGACGGCCCAUUUUUCCCCGGACAUCCAGGAGGCGGACCGGGGGGACCCAUGCCUUUUGGACAAGGAGGCGGACCUAUGGACCACCCAAUGCCGAUGGGGGGAGACUUCGGGGGCAUACCGGGAGAACAAGGUCAAUUCAUGCCCCAGCAGCCCGGACCCGAUCAGAUGAUGCCGGGGGGGCGAGGGGGCAGUCCCGAAUUCAUGUCGGGGGGGAACUUCUCCGACAACCCCCAACAAAUGAACGAGGGGUUGGUUUGGUAGCUAGCAAAAGCUCUGGCCAAACGGGCUAGAGAAUAACACCCUGUAUAUAUGUAUAAGUGAUAUAUAGAGAUAUAAAUAUAUGUAUAUGGGAAGAUAUGUAAUAAUUUAAACAUAUCUCUACAUGGGGUGGACACCCUGUAUAUUCUGGUUGUGACCAAUCUGCACGUAUACAGGGUGUUUGUUUAAUGGCAAAAUAAACACCCUGUAUAUUUUCUCUCCAAAAUGUUUUUCACAAAAUUAGAUACUAUGCUGUUUUUAGUAUGUAUAUAUAUAUAAUGUGCAAUUUUUACUAUAUAUUAUUGUACAUAUUAAGGCUUACACACUGUAUAUAUAAACCUAGGUAAACCUAUUUUAUUUAUAUUUAUGUUAUUAUUAUGUUAUUUUUAAUAUUUGUUUUGCUUGAAAAAGUGCCAACUUUUUGUUUAUCAUAUUGUACUAUUUAUGAAUGUAAAAAUUAUUCCAUAAGGAUUUGUAAAUAAACCACAAAAAUUAACAUUAUGUAUGUUAUGUUUAAAACUAUAUAGUUGAAUAGCUCGCGUACAAAAAAUAACAAAAUAUUUGUACAUACAACAUAAAAUUUGCUGUAUAAAAAUGCCAUCCGAUUUAUUAUUAGUGUAUAUUGUUAAAUUUAGGUGUCUUAAAUAUAAUAAUAA